AUGGCAGCCCAGGUGCUUUGGGGCGGCCUCUGCCUGCUCCGUGUGCUGUGGUGUCUCCUUCCGCAGACAGGCUAUGUGCACCCAGAUGAAUUUUUCCAGUCGCCUGAAGUCAUGGCAGAAGACAUCUUGGGCACGGAGGCGGCGAGGCCCUGGGAGUUUGGCCUGAGCAGCUCCUGCCGCACGGUGGUCUUCCCGCUGCUGACCUCUGGCUCUGCCUUCUGGCUCCUUAGGCUCUGGGAACAGCUGCGGCCUCAGCCGGGCCUGGUGAAUGCCUACAUGCUCCUGGUGGGACCCAGGCUCCUCCUCACCGUCCUCUCCUUUGCCCUGGACUGGGCCGUGUACCAUCUGGCCCCACGGUGGGGGGCGGAGCGCUGGAAUGCCCUGGCCCUCCUGGCUGGCUCCUACGUCACGCUAGUCUACUACACAAGGACCUUCUCCAACGCCAUUGAGGGGCUGCUGUUCGCGUGGCUGCUAGUGCUGGUGUCUCCCCACGCGGCUGAGAGCUCCACACCCAAGCAGCCUGCUCCUGACCCCUGGUGGCACCGCUGGCUUCUCGGGGGCAUCAUAGCUGCUGGCUUCUUCAACCGGCCCACCUUUCUGGCUUUUGCUGUGGUCCCCCUCUUCCUCUGGGGCACUGACAGAGCCCCAAACCGUGGCUUCAAGUCACUGGCCCAGGAGGCCCUGACACUGCUCCCCGGGGCGGCCCUCACGGCAGCUACAUUUGUGGCCGUGGACAGCUGGUACUUCUCUAGCCCAUCUAGAGGGAACCCAUUUGUCCUGACUCCUGCCAACUUCUUGCAUUACAAUCUGGACCCUCAGAACCUGGCGAGGCACGGCACACACAUGCGGCUCACCCACUUGGCAGCCAACGGCUUCCUGCUCUUCGGGCCACUGCAUGUCAGGGCCCUGCAGGCUGUGUGGCAGCAAUUGCAAACCUGCUUCCAGCCCUUUGCAAAAAUGGGCUUCCUCAGGCUGCCGGGGGCCCAGAACCUGAUGGGCAGUCCCAGGUCUUACCUCCUUCUCUUCUACUUCACACCGUUGGCCUUGCUGUCUGCCUUUAGCCACCAGGAGGCUCGGUUCCUCAUCCCCCUUCUGGUGCCCCUGGUCCUUCUCUGUAGUCCUCAGGCCCAGCCCGUGCCCUGCCAGGGCUCCCUGGUCCUCUUUAACGCCCUAGGGGCACUCGUCUUUGGAUGCCUGCACCAGGGGGGCCUAGUGCCCAGCCUGGGACACCUGGAGCAAGUAGUUCAUGCCCCUGUGCCCCCAGGUCCACCCACCCACUACACACUGCUCUUCUCCCACACCUACAUGCCUCCCCGGCACCUCCUGCACCUCCCAAGCCUGGAGUCACCUGUGAAGGUGGUGGACAUGGCUGGGACAGAGGACUGGGUCCUGUGUCAGACCCUGAACAAUUUCACCAACCAGCCAGCCUGCCAGCCAGCGGGCGGGCCGUGGCUCUGCCGCCUCUUUGUGGUGACCCCUGGCACCACCAGACCUGCUGUGGAGAAAUGUGGUUUCCCCCUCAAAAGUGAAAUGCAUGUAUUUCCCCACUUGACCAUGGAAGACCCACCAGCGCUGUCCUCCCUGCUGAGUGGGGCGUGGAGGGACCACCUCAGCCUUCACAUUAUGGAGCUGGGGGAGAAGUCUGACACUGUGAUGGAGCAGCCCACAGCUCAGCCAUAG
Molecule: messenger RNA, 1680 nt
Organism: Elephantulus edwardii (Cape elephant shrew)
Lineage: Eukaryota; Metazoa; Chordata; Mammalia; Macroscelidea; Macroscelididae
Gene: PIGZ
Product: phosphatidylinositol glycan anchor biosynthesis, class Z
Exons: 2
Coding region: 1-1680 (559 amino acids)
Biological process (GO): GPI anchor biosynthetic process
Cellular component (GO): endoplasmic reticulum membrane
Molecular function (GO): alpha-1,2-mannosyltransferase activity
Source: RefSeq, a predicted model, not a curated record